This is a messenger RNA of Dreissena polymorpha, 848 nucleotides long. RefSeq lists its product as uncharacterized. Bases 84 to 626 code for a protein of 180 amino acids. The record is from RefSeq and is a predicted model, not a curated record. The transcript is spliced from 5 exons. NCBI's taxonomy places the organism in Eukaryota, Metazoa, Mollusca, Bivalvia, Myida, Dreissenidae.
AUAAUGGAUAUCACAGUUCGGUUGCUGCGUUCAAUGCCGAUGCCAUCGAAACAGUGGCUCAACUGCUUGGAUAUGGAUUUGGCAUGGGAAUUGAUGGUUGGUGGAAUUCAUGUCAACGCAAGUUCAUCAUGAGUAGCGUCUGGCCGGAGGAAUCUUCGAGCACCUUUCCCGACCGCAGAACAUUUUCGCAGUGUUCGUCCGACGAACUAGAAUCAUUCACUUAUAGUAUAUAUCCAGAGGAAUUCCGACCAACCUGUCUGUUGCCCCCGACCGCUUCCUUUAUCAUGGACUUCUGCAAGGGUCUUUCCGGUAAAAUCCUGACAUUAAACGAGCAAUGCCAACUUUUCUUUGGCGCAUCUAGCUCACGAUGUACUCUUCCGAAUGUUCAAGAUUCCGUCACCGAAGCCCAUCUUGCAAAGGGAUACGUUGUCGAUUGCCACAACGAAUUCCAACAACCGUUCUACUGCACAGUCCCGAAUAGUGCCCAUUGUGAUCCCAUACCUGACGUUUCUAUGGGAACCAAAUGCGUCAUCGAUGGAGUUAGGAAUCCAAAUAACAUUUGCAACCAGGGUUUCUGCGAACGAAAACCUCUCUGCGACGACGAAAGCAGCAGCAGCAAUGACUAAACUUAAUGCGACGACGAUAGCAGCGGACGAUCAUGAUCCCGAUACUGAUGCUUCCAAAAACAUUUAUUACAACUUGAAGAUCCUCUCAAAAUAACGAAAUUCAUAUUAAUAAUAAAAACACUGUAUUUUUUUAAAGAUAAACUGUCUGUAUGCCCAUAUGGAUGAAUUAUUUUCGAAUAUUAUUCCUAUGGUGUACUUUUUUGAAGCUGCUAUUUGUCAACA